This is a messenger RNA of Linum trigynum, 2825 nucleotides long. The record is from the annotation of a GenBank genome assembly. NCBI's taxonomy places the organism in Eukaryota, Viridiplantae, Streptophyta, Magnoliopsida, Malpighiales, Linaceae.
GGAAUUUUUUCUCAAUACUAAAUGGCUUAAAGCUGAUACUUACAUUCGCCACUGCGCAUUGUUGGGAUCAAAUUGCUUUUACCUGAUAUAUUCUAGUUCUUUGAAGCGAUAAGCUGGUUACUCAUUCUGCUAUCAUUAGCAUAUUGCCACUGCCUAAACUUAUUCCUACGGUCAUUCAAUUUUGAUGCACGUGUACUGAGGAUGAGAGUCUCCCUGGUCCGAACCUUUCUAUCUGCCAUUGGGUUUUUUUUACCUUACUUGAUUAGAUUUGUAUUUUGUUGUUACUUUUGAAUUUUGAUAUGCAUAGCUUAAUUCACAAUCUCUCUCUCGCUCUCUUUUUUCCUUCAAAAAGAGGAGAGCAGGUGCACUUAUGUUGUGCAAUGGAAGAACUAAUGCCUUCAAUCGGCUCUUCUGUUCCUUCGCCGUCAUUACUUGCUGUAACCAUCUGUCAAUCAGAGUCAACGCUCCAGAAUGUUGCCAAGUUAUACCGGGAUGUGCCUAACACUCCUCAGACCAAGGAUUUUGAUAAUCCUUUUGAUUUCUAUGAGGAGACUCAACUUCUUUCUAAGUCACACAUGAUUUCAAUUUCUGAUGAUGGCAAAGUAUGUAAUUGGCUUCUGACUGCUAAAGAGAUAGUAGAAAGGGAUGUCGAGGUUAUCCCAUACACAGGAGAGGAUGCUGAUGGUAUAGCUUCCACUGACGGUAUCAACCUGGAAAGAAACAAGCAGCAGGAAAAUUUGAGCGGCAAUAAAGGUCGGUCAUCAUCUGUUGCCAGUGAGGAGAAUACAACAUUCAAGGCAAGGAAUCUCUUGCUCCCCUUUCUUAUUCUUAAAAUUUUGGAAUUUCAGCUUUUAUCUUAGAUCCUUACCUAAGUGCAUUUGAGAAUGGUCUUUCUUCGAAAUGUAAGCUUAAUGGUGAUUGCGUACUUAAUACAUAGUCUUUGCCACCCAUAUUGGCUUACUCAUUUCUUGCUUCUAAAAUCAUCUACAUUUUGAAGGUUCUUAAGUGUGUGUAUUAAUUGAGCAUAAUCAUUAUCUUCCUAAUAGGGGUUUCUUAUUUUGCUUGGACCUGUUAGCUAACGUUUCCAAGCUCGUAUGUAACUAGACUUUUGUAAGAAAGCUGUCAAAUUGUUAGGAUGAAGAGCCUUCAAAGAAAAUUAAUUGCAUCCAUCAGGGGAAGCUAAUUAGCAAUGGCUUAAGAUGCUUGCUUUUCUUAGGUGGUACAAACAGUGAAGGACUAGUUAAUGUAGCAUAUUUACAAUGAUAAGCACUGUUACUGUAGCACAUCUGUGAUGCUAAGUCCAUGAGGUCUUUAUUACUUGUCAAGAGUGUGAGAAGUAACAUGCUUAUUGUUUUUUUCUUGUAUUCACUUGUUAUUGUGGGGAAUGAACUAAAACCGUUUUGUUCUUUCUGGAUCAUUUACGCAAACUAACGAGACCAAUAACGGAUGCAGAUAUGCUUGGUUGGGCAGUUGCAGCUUCUUUCUUCUACAUUAACAAUGCUGGCGGUGCCAUCUCCUUCUCUAACAGCUACUUUAGCUCGUAAGUCUCAUCUUUCUGCUUUUAUUUGUUUCAUUUCCAGUAUUGAUUACUUUUUUGAGUUAGCAGUACCUUUAGUGCUGCUACUGCCAAUUGUUUAAUGAGGUGAUACCUAAAUUGGAAACAAAUUGGUUAAUGAGAUAAUAUCACGCAGGUGGGGGGAAUUAUCCUGCUGUAGCUAUCCCACUUGUUGCUUUAGGAACUCAGAGUGGAAUGAUUGAUAUUGUUGAUGUCUCUGCUAAUGCUGUUGCGGCUAGUUUUUCUGUUCACACAAGCGCAGUUCGUGGUCUGCGAUGGCUUGGAAACUCUAGAUUGGUUUCAUUUUCUUACAAUCAGGUGCAGAUCUAUCUAAUUUUUUGUCAUUACUUAAUCACGGCAUUGUAAACUUGAAUAUGUUCUAUCCUGCCAUUUCAACACUUUGUACAUGUUGGAGCCAGGCUAAUGAAAAAACUGGAGGUUAUGUCAAUAGGCUUGUCGUGACCUGUGUUAGAAGUGGCCUUAACAGACCAUUUCGAGUUUUACACAAGCCAGAGCGAGCACCAAUUAGAGCUUUACGGGCUUCUUCAUCAGGAAGGUAACUGGAAAGUUCAAAUGUUGAUUAACUUAUCUCUAUAAUGCCUUCCAACCGCAUGGUUGAUAUAUCGUAACAUUUUUCUUAUUUUCAUCUCAAAUUGUGCGGUUGUCAAAUUUAGGUAUCUCCUUAUUUUGUUUCGUGAUGCACCCGUGGAAGUUUGGGCAAUGACAAAAAGUCCCAUUAUGGUUUGUUGUCAAAUACCUUCUCUUUUCAUAUUCUCCAAUUGGUUACAUUUUAACUGUUUAUGUUAAUACCAGCUGCCUUAAUUCUAUCAAGGUGUGAAUUUGGUUACAAAUAGCAUAUUCUAGUAUACGAGAAAAUUCUAUCUGUUUCGUCUUGCAUAUCUAUUUUAAUAUCCUUCGGCUCUUUUAUUUCUCACCUCCAUGUAAUUCUUAAUAGGAAGUUGUUAACUAACUAUAGUUUUGCUCAGCAAAUUAAUCUUGGGUUUCCCAGACCAUAGCAGUCAUCCAUGCUGCCUUUUCAGCCUUCUUCCUAAAUAGUUCCUUUUUCCCUUUAUCUUCUUUUGGGGUUCUAACUUCUAUGUGCUGGGGGUCCUGAGAUUUUUGACAUUUUCUUCAACCUCCUAAGGUCUUCUCCUGUUGGCUUCUUGUGGACCAUAGUUUGUUCUUUUCAUUUUGAUAUGUCAAAUGGCUUCAACUGUCAAGACUCAAGAGGAACAUGUAGAUGGAAGUAAUGUUGGUAUGAAGUUUAACA